CGUCAGCAGACUACACACCGUUCUUCUUCCUUAGUUUUUCUAUCUUCCCCUGAAUCAUCAUCUUCGCCUGUACUUGUCAGACUUCUGUGUUUGAUUCACCGUUACAUCGUCUUUGAUCAUGGAAACUCCUGUUGAUGCUUCGAUUAAGAACGAACAUGAAAGCCCUAGGUGGAAGAAGUCAACCGUGGUUUUUGUGUUGGGUGGUCCUGGAAGUGGCAAAGGUACUCAGUGUGCUAAUGUUGUGAAGCACUUUAGCUAUACUCAUUUCAGUGCUGGUGAUCUUCUUAGAGCAGAAAUUAAGUCUGGUUCUGAAUUUGGAGCCAUGAUCCAAAGUAUGAUUGCAGAGGGGAGAAUUGUGCCGUCUGAGAUAACAGUGAAGCUUUUAUGUAAAGCUAUGGAGGAAAGUGGUAAUGAUAAGUUCCUCAUUGAUGGUUUUCCUCGCAAUGAAGAAAAUCGAAUCGUAUUCGAAAAUGUUGCUAAAAUCGAGCCUGCUUUUGUUCUGUUCUUUGAUUGUCCUGAAGAAGAACUCGAAAGACGUAUUAUGAACAGGAACCAGGGAAGAGAAGACGAUAAUAUAGAGACGAUAAAGAAGCGGUUUAAAGUGUUUGUUGAAUCUACCCUCCCUAUUGUUAACUACUACGAAUCUAAAGGGAAACUUCGAAAGAUCAAUGCUGCAAAACCCAGCGAGGAGGUUUUCGAAGCAGUCAAAGUUUUAUUUGCAUCUGAAAGUUGAGAAGCAUCAAGGACUAGGGAGAAAUCACUGGACAAAACAAAACAGAGACUUCCAAGUCAAUGUGCCUUAUCGUACACGUAACUAAGUUUACAGAUUUGUGCUGUAAAUAGCUCUCUACAUUUAACAUUUCUCAUUAUGAUGAUUAUAGCCACAGUUUCGUCGUAAUAACCACUUUUUUAGUCAAUAACUGGUUAGGCUUGACUUAUUAAUCAAGUCUGGUUACAAGUCCA
This is a messenger RNA of Camelina sativa (false flax), 963 nucleotides long. Its product is annotated as putative UMP-CMP kinase 1. The record is from RefSeq and is a predicted model, not a curated record. Gene Ontology annotation, molecular function: ATP binding. Lineage: Eukaryota; Viridiplantae; Streptophyta; Magnoliopsida; Brassicales; Brassicaceae. Gene Ontology annotation, biological process: 'de novo' pyrimidine nucleobase biosynthetic process; pyrimidine nucleotide biosynthetic process.